AUGGCGAAAGUACUCGAUCUACCAAAACUACAACCUUUUACCUUGGGGGAAACUUCGACCAUUAGCCAACGGUGGCGAAAAUGGAUCAAGUCAUUCGAAUAUUAUAUCGCUGCCUCGGGAAUCAACAACAAGAAACAACAACGUGCCAUCCUUCUCCACCUCGCAGGACCUGAAGUUCAAGACAUUUUUGAAACCCUAGAAGACACUGGCAACGAUCUCGACACCGCAAUAGCAAAGUUAACGUCCUACUUCGAGCCACAAAAGAACAUUCCUUUCGAGCAUCACAAUUUUCGACAGACAACACAACUACAAGGAGAAACAAUCGAACAGUUAGCUAUCCGUUUAAAACACAAAGUAAAAUUCUGCGAAUAUGGCAACCCCAACGAUAUGAUCCGUGACCAGAUUAUCGAACAUUGUUCGUCUAGUCGUUUGAGGCGACGAUUACUUCGCGAACCAGAACUUACUCUUGAGAAAACAGUCGAAAUCGGUCGUUCGUUCGAAGCAUCCGAACGGCAAGCCUCGCAAAUAGAAGCAGACAGCUUAAAAACCACCGACCUGGGCGUAAAUGCAAUCCGUUCUAAAGCUGCAUCAUCUCGUUAUCCAACAUCGAUACAAACAGGUCGUUCGAAUAUCGUUUGA
Molecule: messenger RNA, 639 nt
Organism: Paramuricea clavata
Lineage: Eukaryota; Metazoa; Cnidaria; Anthozoa; Malacalcyonacea; Plexauridae
Source: the annotation of a GenBank genome assembly